Molecule: messenger RNA, 1227 nt
Organism: Rubroshorea leprosula
Lineage: Eukaryota; Viridiplantae; Streptophyta; Magnoliopsida; Malvales; Dipterocarpaceae
Source: the annotation of a GenBank genome assembly
UGUCCAAACUGAAACUAGAAGAUAAUAUUCGAUCAUCUGCUGUCUGUAAAAGUUGGCACAGAGCUGCGGUGUCUGUCCGUGUGGUGAGUCAAUCACCAUGGCUUAUGUACUUUCCAAGGUAUGGUGACAUGUAUGACUUUUAUGAUCCAACACAGUGCAAGACUUGUUCUCUUUAUUUGCCAGAGUUGUGUGGUUCAAGGGUUUGCUACAGUAAAGAUGGUUGGCUGUUGCUAUGCCAGCUCAAUACUAACUGUCUGUUUUUCUUUAACCCCUUCACUCGGGAGAAGAUUAAACUGCCAGUGCCAAGGUUUGAGUUAAAAUAUCAGAUUGUUGCAUUCUCAUGUGCCCCAACAUCAACAUCUACGAGCUGUGUGGUUUUUACGCUUAAGCAUUCCAAUCCUAGUAUUGUUGUUAUCAGCACUUGCCAACUUGGGGCAGAAGAGUGGGUCACUGUUAAUCACCAGAAUCGCUUGCCUUUUGUGAGUAGCAUUUGGAAUAAGAUUGUUUUCUGCAAUGGCCACUUUUAUUGUCUAAGUCUCUUUGGUUGGAUAGGUGUUUAUAAUCCACUGGAGUGCUUCUGGAAUGUUCUUUCAGUCCCUCCACCUAGAUGUCCAGAUAGUUUCUUAAACAAAAAUUGGUGGAAGGGCUUAUUUAUGGCAGAGCAUAAUGGUGACAUCUUGGUUAUUUAUACAUGUUGUAGUGAGAAUCCAAUUGUAUUUAAACUGGUCCAGUCAGAAACAGCAUGGGAGGAGAUGAAAACCCUUCAUGGCAUGACAUUGUUUGCCAGUUUCUUGUCAUCUCAUUCAAAGGUUGAUCUUCCUGGAAUCAUGAGAAACAAUGUUUACUUCUCCAAAGUUCGUUUCUUUGGAAAGCGCUGCAUAUCAUACUCUGUCAAUGACAAUAGAUACUAUCCUCGAAAGCAGUGCCACGACUGGGGAGAGCUAGAUCCUUUCGAACUCAUUUGGAUUGAACCGCCCCAUAAUGCAUUCUCUCAUUUGAAGAACAGUAGUUGUACAAGUGAGUAAUUUUCAACUAAAGACUUAUCUUACAUUCUCAUAAUCUAUAUGUUAUACUCUAUAUAAUUUGCAGGGUCUACGGAAUGCAAUUCAUACUUUCCAUAAAAUCAUAUUUCAUUGAAUCAUUCUUAUCAUGUAUUGUAAUAAUUGUGUUCCCUCGAAUGCCAUUGAUUUUUUUGGUUUAUCGAAACAAUUAAUUGUGCUUCUGGCA